Echinostoma caproni is the source of this 375-nucleotide messenger RNA. The record is from the annotation of a GenBank genome assembly. Lineage: Eukaryota; Metazoa; Platyhelminthes; Trematoda; Plagiorchiida; Echinostomatidae.
AUGGUGGGGACACGCAAGGACAAACGCUACGCACUGCAGUUGAUCAACCCAGCGUCGAAUAUCAAAGUCACGGGUCUCAAAGCCCGAACAGACGUUUACCGAAUCACGGGUUUAAUGCCUGAUAUCCCUGUGGAUUUCCACACAAUGAUCGCCCGAUUCUCCACGUUGACUAAACCUAUUGAGGACUCAACACUAGUGAUUGAUCGUGUUGCACACCACAUAGUCACCAAGGGUCAACCAGUCACGACACGAUCUCCCCGACUAGCACCGGACAAAUUAGCUUUUGCUAAGAAUCCCAAGCCUUUGACAGGUCCAAGCCAACCGUAUCUGGAACGAAAGAGUCAUACUGAACAGUCUGGAGAAAUGCCCAGCUGA